UAACGUCAGUGUCUGCUGUCGCUCUGGCGGGCUUCAUCGCCGUCGUCUUCCCCGCCGUACCGCCGUCUUCCUUCUCUAUCUUCAACUUCGUCUUCUUCUCACUUGCUUUACCUGUUGUAUCCAACAGUAAACGGUGGUCUUAACAGUAUCCCCACUUGGCGUCACUGGGAUGGGUUUCCGCGGUGGCUACUGGGAGGGAUACAACAAUGGCAAACCUUCCCCAACCUCCAAUCCCAACAAAUUGGUAUUUUAGAAGGUUGAGAAGAAGAAAAAUUCUUUGGUAAUGAGAAAAGAUCUUACCCUGAGUAAGCAUGCUGUUGAUUAUGUUAAGAAAGCCUCCAAAAAAAGGGAUGACGGCAAAAGAAGCUUAGCUGCUGACGAUUCUGAUGUGAUGAAGGCGAAGAAGAAGAAGAAAAAACGAGUUAUUCGGAUAGAUCCAUAUGAUACAUCCAACAAGAGAUUGGACGAUGGUAAUAGUCAAAUGGAGAAAGAUUCGGAAGAAAAUGAAAGUGUUGAGAUGUCAAAGAAUGCACAAUUUCGUGCCAUACGCCCUAGCACUUCUAUCCUUACUUUUGUGGAGGACAAUUUAUUAGGACGCAGAAGGGAUAUUGAAUUUAGAAGGGCGGGCUACAACACUGAAUUAUCUGCCCUGUUAGACAACAUUCCCUUCUCAACGGCUUCAGAAAGAGAACGGAUUGAGAUACCUGUAUUCAGGAAUAAAUUAGAGUUCUUUGCCGCCGCAAAAGUUUCAUCAUCAUUUCCCCCUCCCGACCUUCCUGAGAUUGCAUUUGCAGGUCGGUCUAAUGUUGGCAAGUCAUCGUUGCUCAAUGCUCUAACAAGGCAAUGGGGUGUUGUGCGAACAUCAGACAAGCCUGGCCUUACACAGACCAUCAAUUUUUUUAAGCUUGGGCCAAAGCUAUCUUUAGUAGAUUUGCCUGGAUACGGUUUUGCUUACGCCAAAGAUGAAGUUAAAGAAUCUUGGGAAGAACUUGUGAAAGAGUAUGUUAGCAGUCGGGCUAGUCUAAAGCGAGUAUGCCUUCUCAUUGACACAAAAUGGGGCAUGAAACCAAGGGAUAAUGAAUUCAUUGACUUGAUGGAAAGGUACCAAACCAAGUACCAAAUUGUAUUAACAAAAACGGAUUUGGUCUUUCCCAUUGAUGUGGCACGACGGGCAAUGCAGAUCGAAGAGAACCUCAAAUUGAAGAAAUCUGCAGUUCAGCCAUUGAUGAUGGUAAGCUCAAAAACAGGGGCAGGCAUCAGAAGUUUGAGGACUGUUCUUGCUAGCGUUGCUCGGAUGUUGAGGCGCUGACUAGAGGACACUAUUGGUUCUCUGGAGGCAAUGCAUACUUGUAUAUGCGCGACGGUUGCAGCUGCCAAUGCUAGUCGAAGAGUGUAACUUCCAUUUGUAGCGAUAUUUUUUAGUUCAAAUGAGACUUCCCAAGUGGUCGGUAUGUAGCUGCCGUUUCCAAUCUUCCUGUAUUGAAGCAAUUAAUUACAAUGUGGGUUGACAUUAGCUCAUUGCAAAUUAUGAUUGAGAAACAAAAACAUUGGCUAAUAUUUCACCUAUUUACAUGAGCAAAGAACCAAUCUUUCCGGUAGUCACUUUCUCCGACCUUGUACUUCAAAUCUUGCUUCGGAUAAUUGUCUGUAUAUCUAUCCCAUAAUCCAUAUUGUCUAUACUUGUCUUUGUUGAGGAACAACUUGUUCACAAGGUUUGGGUCGGGAUCAGGUAUGUAGAAUUCAGCUGCGCUACGAUCAGGAAUCCCUAUUUCCCAAAGAGUCGGACCAUUUCUCGGAGGUUUGUGUAUCAAAUUUCCCAUUUGAACUUGGUUUCCUGAUAAAAUAUACACACACACACAAACAAAUUGAUUACCACGCGAACACUUAUUUAUGAAGCGAGGGCAUUGUUCUCUUUACACUUUGUUUUGCAAUUUCUUUUACUAUUCAACUCUCACAAACCUGGUUGAAUGAUCAGAAUAUCACGGUUCUUAUAGUCUCCAAUGAUCCCUGGAACCCAAGCAUACAAAUUAUAUUUGUCUGCUCGGAUGUUUUUUAUGGUGAAGUAGCCUGUCUUGUUUGUACGUGUCCAAAAUUGGUAACCCUGUCCAGAACAUAGGAUGUGUUUCUUUUCAGUCUAGAUUGAUUUUUGAGCUUUUUCACAUAAUAAUAUUUGAUGCGAUGUUUGUAGAGUAAAAGUAUUUUGGAUUUAUAGAAGCCGGAGAUCAAAUAGUAAAAAACUAAGUAGAAAUUGAAAGGAAACACAGAAGAUAAAGCAAAGGUAAGUAUAAUGUUUGAAAUUCAAUUACGAUUGCGAAGCUAAUAAAUUUCACCUUCACAUCGUUUUGCCAGGAUUUCUUACUUCCAGGAGGAGCCAAUCCGAUGUAUGCAAAUUUUGCAGGUACGAGUUUUGUGUCAAUGUAUUUGUCUCUAACUAGCAAUCGACCACAAAUUGCCCCACGUUGGUUGGCACGAGGAAAGUCGCUCGAUACAGGGAAGUCGUAAGGCCAUUUACUCGUCUCCUUCAACAUCUGAUAAGCAUAAGGUAUUGACAAAACCAUCAAGUUAAGUUCAAACCGUAUGAUUUUAAUUACUUCAUUAUAUUAACCUGUUCUUUAGCAUCGUUCCAUAGUGUAGUUGUUGAAUUGGUCGAAUCCGAGUUUAGAUACAUGAAAAUUGGGCCGAAGACCUUCUUCCAUGGCUCCCCUUUGCGUAAUUUUAGUCCAAAAUCUUCUCCAGCGUAAUGUCUACUAUGAAACAUCUGUAGAAUAUCGAUGAUCAUUCUUUUGUCUAAUUAGAAGUUACGAUAUUUGGUAGACGAUGCCUUGGUGAUGAUACUCACAACUAAACUAGUAGGGCCGACAUGGGAUGUAAGGUCGGGUUUGAUAGGUCCACCCCCCCGAAACUCAUCGCUCGGUGUUAUCACCCAAAAUCCCACUUGUUUUUCAGUGCUAAUCCAUCCGUGGACACGGUUAUCCUUGUUAUCUACGGAGUAUUGAUACUUAUCAUCGACCUGGAAAAGAUAUUUAAAAGGGUUAUGUAUAUGUGGUUAGACUAUUAGUUUGUUUCGAUUUAUCGUUUAUUACCUCUCCUUUAAGGUUUGGAUUUCGGGGAUUUGUAAUCACCUUGGCUUCCCUGUAUAUAAGCGGUCGACCUGAUCGCCUAUUUCGCUCCGUUGGCAUGAUUCUUUGCAUGUCGUCGGAUAUAGCCAUGU
This is a messenger RNA of Andrographis paniculata, 3211 nucleotides long. RefSeq lists its product as uncharacterized. Gene Ontology annotation, molecular function: GTP binding. The record is from RefSeq and is a predicted model, not a curated record. The coding region runs from base 284 to 1309 and encodes 341 amino acids. NCBI's taxonomy places the organism in Eukaryota, Viridiplantae, Streptophyta, Magnoliopsida, Lamiales, Acanthaceae. The transcript has 12 exons.